Messenger RNA from Cydia pomonella (codling moth), 1171 nucleotides. RefSeq lists its product as uncharacterized. The record is from RefSeq and is a predicted model, not a curated record. The coding region runs from base 256 to 1152 and encodes 298 amino acids. Gene Ontology annotation, cellular component: nucleus; cytoplasm. Gene Ontology annotation, biological process: proteasome-mediated ubiquitin-dependent protein catabolic process; regulation of proteolysis. The transcript is spliced from 2 exons. Gene Ontology annotation, molecular function: ubiquitin protein ligase binding. NCBI's taxonomy places the organism in Eukaryota, Metazoa, Arthropoda, Insecta, Lepidoptera, Tortricidae.
GUAGGCCCUCAAGAGUAUAAAGACUAUCACAGAUGGACGAAAAAAAAAACCAAGACUGUCAAACCGUCAUUCCCUAUAAAGGCUAUCUAUAAACUUCAUCAUCCGUAGUAUUGCUUUGUAGAUUUUAGUAACUAUUUAACUAAAAUUGAGUUUUUAGUGCUACACAAUUCACGACUUAUUUUUGUGGUAUACAUCUUUACAACUGUAUCAAGUUAGGAAUUAAAAAACAACUGACCCCGAUUGAAACCGUACAAAAUGACUGAAGAGUGUAUGAAAUUGGUUGACACCGAGAUCCGAGGUUCUAAAUCUCUGAUGCUCUCAUUUACAAUGAACAAAUCCAAGUUAAGAGUCGAUAAAUAUAUUAGGAGUCGGGACUUCAACAUCCAUAAUAUUGCAGAAAUAGGUUUUUUAUUGAAACUACACAAAGAUACUGAUAUCCAUUAUGAAAUAAUGGCAAGGAAACAUUCUUUGGCUAAGAACCUACUUGUACAAUUACAUGUGGUUUGCGAGGCUCCCCAAUUUGACAGUAAAUUAUCGUGCACAGAAGAAUGGCCUGGAAAGACUAUUAUGGGUUGGGGAGGUGUAGGAAUUAAGCAUUUUCACAUACUUAUUAAUAUCUCUGUGAGUAGUGCAGGUAUAAUAAAUAUGAAGCUUUAUGAAGAUGAAGAAUUUACCGACUUCAAACUGAGUACUGAUGAAGGCAGUUUGCCGGUGCACAAAGCUCAUUUAGCUGCUAACAGUGAUGUGUUCAAGACGAUGCUAAGCCGGGAGUGGAAGGAGACAUCUGAGGGCCGAGUACAGAUAGAAGGAAUCUCUCUACAAACACUGAAGCAUCUAAAGCAGUACAUGUACUUGCGCACUCUACCCGAUGAAGGGCUGCUUCCACUACUGUUGGUUGCUAGAUACUACCUAAUGGAUAAUCUUAAAGCAGAAUGCCUUAUUAAAAUAUCUGAAACAGUUACAUCAGAAAACUUGUAUGAGAUCUUGGAAUAUUCAUUUUUGAAUAAAAUACCGGAGUUGAUGUUUAAUGUAAUUGAGAUAAUACCAAAAUCUAUUGUCAAAGAUGCUCAUGAAAUAAUGAUAAAAAAUCAAAAGAGUUGUGGACUAACUGAGGAAACAAAGGUGGAGGAAAAUAAUUUUAACGAUGAAUAAUAGUUUAUAUUUUACUGAA